Molecule: messenger RNA, 2132 nt
Organism: Leucoraja erinaceus (little skate)
Lineage: Eukaryota; Metazoa; Chordata; Chondrichthyes; Rajiformes; Rajidae
Gene: slx4ip
Product: SLX4 interacting protein
Exons: 7
Coding region: 135-1691 (518 amino acids)
Source: RefSeq, a predicted model, not a curated record
CUCAAGUGGCGGCGGAGACGGUGACCGGUGACCAUUGUGGGCCGGCGGGGUCCUCGCAGCUCCAGGGCCGCCCGCCCCACUGCCGUCACCCUCCUCCUCCUCCUCACUCACCCCCCGCCGCCGCCGCAUCAGCGAUGGGGAGGAGGUGUGUGUGGACGGGGGACGGUGUGUGUGUGUGUGUGGACGGGGGACGGUAUCACGGCGGGACGGGAUCAGGCGGUGAACGGGGCGCCCGCCAUCGCCAGGACCCAGCCGGGCGACCGUUGGUGCGCGCCGCGGCCGUUGGGGAUUUGAAAAGUGGAAGCGGGAACGUGGAUAGGAACGCGCCGGGCGCUCAGUGUGGGAACUUUGCCGUUUUGGUGGAUCCUUAUAUUUUGCCUCGGGGAACAAAUAAAGACACCAGCUGGUUUACUGAACACCACAAGGAGGAGAUAAGUACACUUUUAAAGGAAAAUAUUGACUUAAGGAUCAAGCAAUAUCUUGAAGCAAGAAAACAACAUCGGAACGCACAAACUAAAUCAAACAAAGAACUUACACCUAAUAACCCGCUUUGCUUAAAAGGUCAAAAUUUCCGGCUUGCUGCUUAUUUCAUGAAAAGACAUGCCAACUUAAGAUGUAUAACAAAACAGCAAUUUUGUGGACUCAACGUAUUCCCUGAUCGUUUUGUGGUAUGUUUAACACCCUGUGAAACUGAUCCAAUGAAGAGAAUGGCCGAGGAACAGAUUAUUGGUGCUAAGCAUGGAACUUCAGAAUACUUUAUUGGUGAAUCAGAGUUCAGCGAUGCCUCCAUCUCAAUCCAGAAGAAGAAGGAAACUUUGAAGCAAAUUGUUAAAAAAAGUUGCUGCCCAAAAAUGGAAAGCCUAAGCAAAGCUGACUCGGGAGAUUCCUUGACAAAAGCACUGCCUAGUGCAACAGAAGAUGAGCAAAAUGCAGCCCAACCUGCUGUGGAUUUGAGCCGUGAGAUUCAGGAUGUAAAUAAUGGUGGAAAAGAAGAUUGUCUGAACUCAGUUCAAAGCGAGUUAUUGCUUCCUGCCAUAAAACUGGAAGAAUAUAUCAACAGGAGCCAGCCAGCGCCACAGAGCUGCCAUCAGCCUCCUCGAUCUAUUCAGCAGCUGAAGGCGGGUUUGAAAAGCACUGGGGAUGUGGGUGAGUCAGCACUGCCGAAUCUCAAACAAAACGGAGUAAACAAAAAAACACAAACUACGCCAAGGAGGGUCUCUGCUCAGAGUGGAACAAAUUGUGCCGUCAGGGUCAUUUCUGGAGGGUCCCCUCCAUCUCCCGUCCAAGCCACAGUGGAGAUGAACUCUCCCGAGUCUUUAAGAAAACCACCGAGGAGAAAAAUGCCAGUAAAAACGAGUUCCCAUUCUAAGAGGUCAGUUAAAGGUAAAGCAGACUGCCUCGUCCUCGCCAGCAGAGACGCAGGUGGAUACUUGCUUUCCACACUCAGUUCCCCCCAAGACUUCUGUCAUGUGAAUAAACACAAAAGGAGAAGAUUAACCACGCAGAACAAGCCGGCGGCAGGUUCAGAGGUGCCACCUCCAAGUCAUUCACGUUCUGAGUCUCAGAGCUCGGCCUCCAGCACGGCAUUGAUGAAAGGCAAUUCAAGGAAAGAAAAUGUGCCAAGAACAUCAAGACUUCGAAGGCCAAAAAAGGCUGGAGCUCUCAGGAGUGAAGAUGUUGCCCUGAGAUAGUUUCCACUGGUUGGCAGUUAGUGUUUGCAUGUUACAGGAGACAAUGAAUGGUGUGCAUUUGUACCUUACUUUAUAAAACUAAACCAAAUAAUAAACUAAUCCAAAAAGCACAUCUCUCUUCUACAACUGCUGAGAUGCCAACAGCCUUGCUCCUGUUAUUUGACCUGUAAGCUAAUGAUAAAUUCAAGACUGUCUAAACUGCUUACUUUUAAUUUAGUUCAAUCUUCUUUUCAUAGUCUUGAUUAAUAAUGGGGAUCAUAUUUUGUUAUCCAUAAAACUGUCCAAUUUGAUUUUAAUAGUAUUAAUAUUGACUUCUAAAUGACUGCCUACAGUGUAUACGUUAUUAUAUUUUUGGCUAUCUAAUGUGUCAUAUAUAUUUGCUAUUCUCUAAAUUGUUUCAUUUCGUACUUUACAAUUAAAGUGUCUAUAGAUUUGCAAACU